Messenger RNA from Dryobates pubescens (Downy woodpecker), 3637 nucleotides. RefSeq names its product zinc finger CCCH-type containing 12A (gene ZC3H12A). Lineage: Eukaryota; Metazoa; Chordata; Aves; Piciformes; Picidae. Gene Ontology annotation, biological process: nuclear-transcribed mRNA catabolic process, RNase MRP-dependent; 3'-UTR-mediated mRNA destabilization. The transcript is spliced from 5 exons. Gene Ontology annotation, cellular component: nucleus; cytoplasmic ribonucleoprotein granule. The record is from RefSeq and is a predicted model, not a curated record. Gene Ontology annotation, molecular function: RNA endonuclease activity; mRNA binding; metal ion binding. Bases 46 to 2046 code for a protein of 666 amino acids.
AGGUCCGGGGCGUGAGCGGAGGCCGGGAGUGCCCCGUGGGGAGCCAUGAGCGCAGGCAGCCUUUGCCCCGUCCCGGGCUGGCCUGAGACGUUCCUGGGCGCCAGGCCUCCGGCGUCCCGGCCGGCAGAGAGGAUGAGCGGCAAGGAGCCGUGCGAGAGCCGCGGCCCCAGCGGGCUGCCCGGUGCGGAGCCGGCCGAGGAGCUGGGGAGCCCCGGGCGGGAGCCCUGCGACAGCGCCGAGAUGCAGCUGAAGGUGGACUUCUUCCGCAAGCUGGGCUACUCCUCGGAGGAGAUCCACGUCGUGCUGCAGAAGCUGGGCCUGAACGCCGACACCAACACUGUGCUGGGGGAGCUGGUGAAGCACGGCCCGGCCGAGCGGGACAACAGCGAAGCCCCGGCGGAGGCCCCGGAGGCGCCGCUGGUCCCGCGGGGUGGAGCCGGCAACAAGAGCCCCGCGCCCGCCCCGGGCCUCGAGGAGGCCGAGAGCGAGAACCUGAAGCCCAUCGUGAUCGACGGCAGCAACGUGGCCAUGAGCCAUGGCAACAAAGAGGUCUUCUCCUGCCGAGGGAUCCUUCUGGCUGUGCAGUGGUUUUGGGACAGGGGACACAAGGAUAUCACAGUCUUUGUGCCAUCUUGGAGGAAGGAGCAGCCACGACCAGAUGUGCUAAUAACAGAUCAGUACAUUCUCCGUGACCUGGAGAAGAAGAAAAUCCUGGUCUUCACUCCUUCCAGGAGGGUUGGGGGCAAGCGUGUGGUCUGCUACGACGAUAGGUUCAUUGUGAAGCUGGCACACGAGUCCGACGGCAUCGUGGUGUCCAACGAUACCUACCGGGACCUGCAGAACGAGCGGCCCGAGUGGAAGAAGUUCAUUGAGGAGCGGCUGCUGAUGUACUCCUUUGUCAAUGACAAGUUUAUGCCUCCAGAUGAUCCCUUGGGGCGUCAUGGCCCCAGCCUGGAUAACUUCCUGAGAAAGAAACCUGUGGUGCCAGAACACAAGAAACAGCAGUGCCCUUAUGGGAAGAAAUGCACUUAUGGAAUUAAGUGUAAAUUCUACCACCCUGAAAGGAUCAAUCAGCCCCAGCGCUCCUUGGCUGAUGAACUCCGAGCCAAUGCAAGGCUGUCUCCAACUAGAAGUACCAGUGCCAAGGAGGAGAAAAAGGGCAAACGAGGUUCCCAGGCAGAGCUCUUGUGCUCCAUGCCCACAGAGAGCAAUAAAAGCUCUUUGCAGAAGGUCUCUGCAGAGAGGAAAAGCUUGACCCACAAAGCAAAGCCCAGUGAUGUCCUGCUUCAGGUCAAAGGUGGCUGCAUGUCAGGAAGCGUCCCUCCUAACAGUGGGAGCCACAGGUCCUCCGAGAGGUACCAGCAACCUCAUAUGGACUCUCUGUCUUACAUCUCGCAGGAGCAUCUUGACUCAGGCAUUGGAUCCCUGGAGACCCAACUGUCUGAUAUGUGGCCUUACAGAUCUCCCAGUCACUGUGAUCAUUCCCAUGCUGAUCCAGUAGCAGUCUGCAGCUGUGGGAGGCAGAGACCACUCUACGCACAUUCUCCCAGCUUAGAGCAAAACGGUCUGGUCUCCUACAAGCAUGCUGCCCAUAAAUCUUCUUCCUCUGGUGCUAGCUUCUUGCAGUACAGCCCUGAGAUCUCUCACUCGGGAGCACCUCACUCUUUCUCAGGCUAUGGAGUGCCUGUGCACCCAGCUAACCCUGGGCAGUACAGCCUGCCCGGCGAGUACAGCGCCCCUGCCCCCCAUUCUCGCGAGUACUGGUCGGAGCCGUACCAGCUGGCGGCAGCCGCCGCGAGACCCGGCAGCGUCCGCGACCCCCGAGCGGUGCAGAGAGCCCCGGGGCCGGCCUACGGGGACUGCGGCUCGCAGUGGGCAGCGCCCGAGCAGUUCGCGGAGGAGCGUGCCAACGUGCACGUCAAGCUCUGCGGCAUCUUCCACCCCCACCUGGUGGACGCUGUCAUGAGUCGCUUCCCUCGGCUGCUGGACCCCCAGAGGCUGGCUGCAGAGAUCCUCACCUACAAGUCCCAGAACCCCGGGGUGUGAGGCUGAUGCUGAGGGCAGCCCUGCAUGGGUGAAGCCUGAGGCCAGUGCCUGCACUCUGGAUGCCAUAGGUGCCUCUUGAGAGCCCCUCCUUAUUGCUUGGAAGUACAAGGCUCCAGCUGGGAGCUAGAUGGGUGUGCUGACAGCCAGCUCUGGGCUAGACAGUGCCCCUCUGAGAGGUGACAGCACCCUAGAGACCCUGGGUGCUGGAUGGAGGAGAGGCUGCAGCUUCAGAGCAGGACUUCUCCUUUGGGGUUGUGUGGUGAGUCAGGCACCCCCUAAACUCCUGUCCAGAGCUGGAGGUGGCCUCACUCCUCCCAUUAGCUUGUUUUGAGGAGGCUCAGUGUUGUCAGGCAUCUGGAAGGAGGACUUGGGGGGCUUGUGAAAGAUGAAGGGGUGCUACCUGUGCAGUGGCAUGGGGCCUGUGAGGACAAAUGCACUGUCAGGCCCUUAGCUCUCAGCUAAGCCUCUUCACUAAACCCUGCUGUGCAGAUGUGUGGAGAAUGUUGGAUUAUGAGUGUGGUGCGAACCUGAGUGACUUUAAUUUGGCUUUACUGGGGCACUUCUUUAAUGAUGCUUUUUGUACUCCUCCCACCUAAGCUUAUUCAAGAUGAGGUCAUUCUCCAGUUGGUACCACAAGUGUUCAGCAAGCUGCUCAGCUCCCAGAAAUGAGGAGCUGGGGGUGCAGUCCCUGCUGAGGAGGAGAGGCUGGGGCUGCUCCAAAGCUGCAGGCAGCAGUUUGGUGCCUGCAGGAAGCUGCACUGCCAGAGCAGGAGCGCUGAGCGUGCUGUGGGUGCUGCUCAGAUGCUGACCCUGCUUGUGGCCUGUCACAGCUGUCACUGUACAGCACUGACAGCACCUGUCAAUGUUGUGCCUUUUGUCUUCAGCCAGCAAUACUCAAGCAGCUGUGGUCACCUCUGGAGCUGCCCUGUGCUGUUCCUGGGGAUUCCUUCAGAUUUUUUUCCCCUCUAUGAAGCCGUUGCUUUAUCUCCCUUUGUACUGAGGUUUCCCUGUCCCCUCUCGGCUUUGUCAAACUAGAGCAGCAGCCAAAAGUGCAGAAUAAGGCUUCUUGGUAAGACUGUUCCCCUUUUGCUCUGUCAGAUGCUUUGGUUUGGUUUUUACUGUAGAUACUGUAACAGAGUUGUUUUUAAAUAUGCAAACCCAGUUGCUGUAGUAAUUGGUUCUGGUCCUGGCAUUUCACCGUGCUCACAAUGCAGACGAUGUUCCUUGCACUGGCAGGCCAGAAGCAGUUGAUUUGUUGAUACACAUUGUAUCUGUCUUGGGUUUUUUGUUAACGUUUAUUUUUUUAAAGUCCAUCUUGUGGUUAAACCAAGGUCGAGUGGCAAAUGGGGAAGGGGAGAGCAGAGCCCAGCUGCUCCCUGCAGCCGUCCUCGGCGGCAGCCUGUGGUCUCUCGCUGCCCUCCCUCUGCCCAAGGGGUGACCUCCCCACACUGGCACCAUGUGCCAUGAAAAACCACAGGGACACAGAAACCUGUAUGCCUGGUAAAUGAGGAUACAUUACAGCUUGGUAAUGUUUCAUGUUAGUAAGCAAAAUGCUUCUUAAUUUUAAGUAACCUGAUACUUUGCAUAUUUG